GACAUUUCUCUCUCAGUCUCAGCAGGGGAGCGGGGAAUAUCUCAAGCCAGCUACACAAAGGGAAAACAGGGCACCCCAUUACUCACCAGGACAGGGUGAAGUCUUAAUAUGAAUCCGUCAUUGUUGCUGUGCUGUGUGCUGCUCUGUUUAGCCUGCUGUGUUACGGUACAUACACACAUGAUUAUGGAGGAACAAUACAGCUCCAACCAAACAACCAUCAGCUUACACGCAAAUAACCAAACAGAUGCACUUUCUGUGCUCAUAGUCGGGCUUUCAAAAACACCUAAGAAGAACAAGAAAACGGAAAAGAAACCAAAAAAGAAAUUCAGCAACCAUGUGAAGAGACCUCCGCCGCCGCCGAACUGCGUGCCGCUCUGGAGCAGCUGCAAGACGACCAACGCGGUGUGCUGCGACCAGUGCGCCUUCUGCCACUGCCGCCUGUUCAAGACCGUCUGCUACUGCCGCAUGGGUAACCUGAAAUGCUGAACACCCCCUGCCCUGAAAGGAGGAGGAUGGGACUGUCCCGAUCCCAAAGGCUUGUUUAUAAAACCCUGUGGGAUUAGGACAACCGAACAUCAGUGCACUCCAUCAUAUAAUCGGAGAUUUUCUGGCCAGAUAUUAUACCUACUGCUCGUCACAAACGCUCGGGAAUAAGGAGAAGAGCCACCUGGGUGAUUACCGAAGUACUUUAUAUUUUAAUUCAAUGUAUAUGUAUUUUUAAAAUGUUCGCGUUAAUGAA
Messenger RNA from Sinocyclocheilus anshuiensis, 739 nucleotides. Its product is annotated as agouti-signaling protein-like. Gene Ontology annotation, cellular component: extracellular region. The record is from RefSeq and is a predicted model, not a curated record. Gene Ontology annotation, biological process: melanosome organization; hormone-mediated signaling pathway. Gene Ontology annotation, molecular function: melanocortin receptor binding; neuropeptide hormone activity. Bases 109 to 486 code for a protein of 125 amino acids. Lineage: Eukaryota; Metazoa; Chordata; Actinopteri; Cypriniformes; Cyprinidae. The transcript is spliced from 4 exons.